AUGAACAAUAAUAAUCUUGUCUUAUUGUUAUCGAUUCUAAUAUUAUCGACGCAAACUCACCGAUCAUGGGGUUGGUUUUUUUCCUCCAAAGAGGAGACGAAUUCAGACAAGAAGUUAAUGUAUGUAGCUUCAUCGGAAUUCUCGAUCGAGUCCUUAAAUGACCAAUCGGGCAUCCAGGUGAUCGAAAACGCAAAGAACAAGAUGCUCGCCCCGAAUUCCUGCUGGCAGACGGCCUACCAGAACGUUUUCCAAGGGUGCACCAAAACCCUAGCCGACGAGGAGUCGCGGUCGAGGCUCGCGUGGCACCUCAGCGACUGCUUCCAGCGCCACACGGGUCGACCCGCUUUCCCGUAUUGCGACCCGAAAUCGAACAUGAAGAAGUGCCUCAAGAAUCUCGAUGUGGACGCCCACAAAGUCUUUCUCGAGUACUAUCUUGAAACGAACUCCAUCUGUCACCAGUUGCAGACCGAAGCGUUUAGGCAUCAAACGGAGAGGUUAGUGAACGAGUUGAAGAGCACCGCAGAAUACGCAGAGGCGAAGCUAGGCAAGAUAGAAGAACACGGGGAGAUUUUACUAGAGAACGCUAAACAAGUGCACGAUUCUUUGUCCACAAUAGACGUGACAACUCAGCAAGUAGCGGAAACUUCUAGAAAAGUCGAGGAGCACGUGACCUCGGUUCUGGAACACUCUCAAAUGGUUUACGAGCAGUCGAAGGGAAUAGUAGCUUCUCAAGUGGAGUUGCAACAAGGGCAGGCUCGAAUGAAGGAGAAUUUGGCCGAAGGAAUGGCUUUGAUACAGAGCUCGUACGAGAGUUUGGGGGGCGAAAUCGUCAAUUUGAGAAACGAAGCGGUUGAGAUAGAGAAGGGGGUCGCGAAAGUUGGGGAAGCAAUGUUUACGAAGAUGAGUGUUUUGCAGAGCAAAGCUGACGAUAUCGGUGACAUGGCGGGGGCAUCGUUGGACAAACAAAAACAGCUUCUUGAUGGACAGACGGUCGCUCUCGAGGGUUUACAUUUUCUCACCAAGUUUCAGUCACAGGCUCUUGAAGAGAGCAGGUUGACUCUGCAGAAGUUAGCUGAAUUCGGGCAUAAACAGCAGGAGGAACUACUCGAACGGCAAAAAGAACUUCAUCAGUCUCACGAUCAUUUAGUCGAAAAUUCAAGAAUGAUGAUAGAAGCUCAGGUAACAUUUGAGUCGAAGCAAGCGAGCAUGUUUGUAGCCAUAGACAAGCUAUUUGCGUUGCACAGUGCAAUGUUGUUCGAAUCACGAGUCAUCAUUGCUUUCUUGAUAUACUCUGUUGCAAUCUUCAUCAUCUACAUGCUGACCAGCAUUAAGCACGCCUACAAUAAACCUCGAUAUAUCGUCUUAAAACAGUUCUUAAGAUCGUUGUCUAUUUUUUUGUCAGGUCUUUGUGUGACAUUCUUAAUCGAAACAAGUAUAAUUUGGUGCGUAACAACCGACGCUGAACAGCAAGGAAGGUUAAUACAUAUGGUUAGGUCACUUUUCGGGAUAUUGGCAUCCAUCCAAUAUCUAUACGCCAUUUUUACCUACAGAGAUUAUGAAGUACUGAACCAUCAUAUGCUACUGACACUAAUGGAGAAGAUUAACAGUAUGCAAGGGAACAAGAACAAAGAGCUGAUCUCGUGGGAAAUGGACAACGAGAGUGACGUGGACUGGUCAUCGUGGGUCGAUACCGAAUUGCCUGAGGAUGUAGAUUUGUUAGAAGAUCCCGAUUAUUUAUUACCGGAAGAAGUUGGUGAUAAUUCUUCGAUUACUAGUUCAUACGCCAAGAGAUAUAAUCUCCGAAGGCGCUAGUUACUAAAUCUUUU
Erythranthe guttata (spotted monkey flower) is the source of this 1826-nucleotide messenger RNA. The record is from RefSeq and is a predicted model, not a curated record. NCBI's taxonomy places the organism in Eukaryota, Viridiplantae, Streptophyta, Magnoliopsida, Lamiales, Phrymaceae.